AUAAUUUGAUAUGAUAUAAAUAUCGUACUAAUCAUUUUUAUUAAUUGUAACUACUAUUUCAAUUUGAAUCGAAUUAUUCGAUUAAUAGUAAGAAGUAAGUUCAAAUUUUUUUUAAAAUGAACAUAACAAAUAAAAGGAAACAAAUUGAAGAAUGGUUGAACGAUAGCAGUGUUUCAGAAUAUGAUGAUUCAGAUAAUGACCCGGAUUUUGAUAUUGACAAUAAAACUUCAGAGGAUGAUAUGGAUGUUGAUCCGGUCAAUUCAGGUGAUAUAUUAGAUCAAAAUGCAAAUACCUUUCUUGCAAACAAUAUUUUUGAUGGAUGUAAUGAUGACAGUUCUUCUACUUAUAUGCAACCUUCAGUGGUUUUAUUAUCACCUAGCCAAUCAAGUACAUUAGACUCUUCAAUUUAUGAGCAAGAUGAAGAACAAUACCUAGUUGAGUCAGUUGUAACAGCAUUAGAAUGGAGAAAUGUCACUGGAAACUUAAAAAAUUUAGUAUUUACUGCUCCUUCUGGUGUUUCUAAUUAUUGUAUUGAGCAACUUGAUGAUUAUCAACCAAUAAAUUUUUACAACCUAUUUAUUGAUGAUGAAAUCAUGCAUUAUUUAGUUAAUGAAACAAAUAAGUAUGCAUCACAGUGUAUAGUUUCUGGAAUAGUCAAUGAAUCUAUUUCAGAUUACAGUAGGUUGAAUGAGUAG
Aphis gossypii (cotton aphid) is the source of this 695-nucleotide messenger RNA. RefSeq lists its product as uncharacterized. The transcript has 3 exons. The record is from RefSeq and is a predicted model, not a curated record. Lineage: Eukaryota; Metazoa; Arthropoda; Insecta; Hemiptera; Aphididae. Bases 117 to 695 code for a protein of 192 amino acids.